Messenger RNA from Dioszegia hungarica, 798 nucleotides. RefSeq lists its product as uncharacterized. NCBI's taxonomy places the organism in Eukaryota, Fungi, Basidiomycota, Tremellomycetes, Tremellales, Bulleribasidiaceae. The transcript has 5 exons. The record is from RefSeq and is a predicted model, not a curated record. The coding region runs from base 1 to 798 and encodes 265 amino acids.
AUGAGCACCAACUCAAUCCCAAAGGCCGGCCGCCACUCCAUCGCUGGAUGUGAUCCAAGCAGCACGCGUUCCGUUGGCCAGCAGCACGCGCCCUGGUUGAACGAGACUUCGCUUCAUGGUACCGAUCUCGCCAACCUCUCGCCUAUCGUCAAGCACGGCUCCCUUCGUCGACAGCACGGUCACGUCCGACUCGCCGCGCUGCAGCGGCUGGCACGGAGCGGUGCUAUCCGGAUCCCACCUCCCGACGCGCCGCCUCCCAAGCGACAGUCCCUCCUUCCCCGCGAGAUGCUGGACAGGUCGCUACCGCCGGUUCCGCCCUCUCCGGCGGCUCCGAAAGUUUCUCCUCCACGCUCCAUCAAGCGCAAAGCCGUUCCGGAGGUGAAGCGGAGUCUCCCACCUACCCCCACUCCGCCAAAGCCCGCCGCCGAACCCGUCCGUCCCCACGAGCCAAUCCCGAGUCCGUUGGCUACGACCACGAUCAAAAGUCCGAUCCGGUGGCCUGGUCUAUCGCCUAGGCGGAAUAUAGCCAUCCAGAGCCCAGCGAAGCCGGCAAUGAGCGAGGAGGUGAUGAGCGAGUCUGGCAGGCCGAGGGUGAUCGUCGGACCAAGGGUGAAGGAGGCUGUCGAGCGGAUUGAGAAUACUACGUUCGCCUCCAAGAGCCCACUGUCCACGCCCGUAAAAGCCAUCGGAGACAUUGUCGAGCGACCUAGUGCCGUCUCGUCAGCCGGCCUCAGCACCGAAGCGCGCAAGAUCAUGGCCGAUGCCCGUUUCAAGCGCUCCAACCUCAAGUACCAGUAG